CCCCGGUGCGAGCUCCCGAGCGAGCGCCGGCCCUCGCCGCGUCCCCUCCCGGCCGGCGGCGCUUGGCUCCGCGGGCCAUGGCAGCGCCGGGCGGCCGGGCGGAGCCGCCGCAGCUCGACGACUACGGCUGCGGCUACGCGGUGUCGCGGCCGCUGUACAGCGAGCUCGCCUUCCAGCAGCAGCGCGAGCGGCGCCUGCAGGAGCGCAGGACGCUGCGGGACAGCCUGGCGCGGAGCUGCAGUUGCUCGAGAAAAAGAGCCUUUGGUGUGCUGAAGGCUCUCCUGCCCAUUCUGGACUGGCUCCCCAAAUACCGGGUCAAGGAAUGGCUGCUCAGUGAUGUCAUCUCUGGAGUGAGCACUGGGCUAGUGGGCACCCUGCAAGGGAUGGCUUAUGCACUGCUCGCUGCAGUUCCUGUUCAGUACGGUCUCUACUCGGCCUUUUUCCCUAUCCUGACGUAUUUUGUCUUUGGAACCUCAAGACACAUCUCAGUUGGCCCUUUCCCUGUGGUCAGUUUAAUGGUGGGAUCUGUUGUGCUGAGCAUGGCUCCAGACGACCACUUUCUCGUGCCCAGUGGAAACGGAAGCGCUCUCAACGCCACCGCGUUAGACGCCGGAACCCGAGAUGCAGCAAGAGUGCUGAUUGCAAGCACCCUCACUCUUCUAGUUGGAAUCAUACAGCUGGUAUUUGGAGGUUUGCAGAUUGGAUUCAUAGUGAGGUACUUGGCAGAUCCCUUGGUUGGUGGAUUCACAACCGCUGCAGCCUUCCAAGUGCUGGUCUCACAGCUAAAGAUUGUGCUCAAUGUUUCAACCAAAAACUACAAUGGCAUCCUCUCCAUUAUCUAUACACUGAUUGAGAUUUUUGAGAAUGUCGGUGACACCAACAUUGCAGAUUUCAUCGCUGGGUUACUUACCAUCGUCAUCUGCAUGGCAGUCAAGGAAUUAAAUGAUCGAUUCAAACACAGAAUCCCCGUCCCUAUUCCUAUAGAAGUGAUCGUGACAAUAAUUGCCACCGCCAUUUCCUACGGGGCCAACUUGGAAAAAAAUUACAAUGCCGGUAUUGUUAAGUCCAUCCCAAGUGGGUUCUUGCCUCCGGUGCUGCCAUCUGUGGGCCUGUUUUCCGACAUGCUGGCCGCAUCCUUUUCCAUUGCUGUGGUGGCUUAUGCUAUUGCCGUAUCUGUAGGGAAGGUCUAUGCCACCAAACAUGACUAUGUCAUCGAUGGGAACCAGGAGUUCAUUGCCUUUGGGAUAAGCAACGUCUUCUCUGGAUUUUUCUCCUGUUUUGUGGCCACCACGGCUCUGUCUCGAACAGCUGUCCAGGAGAGCACCGGUGGAAAGACACAGGUUGCGGGCAUCAUCUCAGCUGUGAUUGUGUUGGUUGCCAUUGUCGCCCUGGGGAAGCUGCUGGAACCGUUGCAGAAGUCAGUCCUGGCCGCUGUCGUCAUUGCCAACCUGAAAGGGAUGUUUAUGCAGGUGUGCGACGUUCCCCGCCUGUGGAGGCAGAAUAAGACUGACGCUGUUAUCUGGGUGUUUACAUGCAUUCUGUCUAUCAUUCUGGGGCUGGACCUGGGGUUGUUAGCUGGCCUUCUAUUUGGACUACUGACUGUGGUCCUGAGAGUUCAGUUCCCAUCAUGGAAUGGUCUUGGAAGGGUCCCCAGCACAGACAUCUACAAAAGCAUCACACAUUACAAAAAUCUUGAAGAGCCUGAAGGAGUGAAGAUUCUGAGAUUUUCUAGUCCCAUUUUUUAUGGCAAUGUCGAUGGUUUUAAGAAAUGUGUCAAGUCAACAGUUGGAUUUGAUGCCAUUAGAGUAUAUAACAAGAGGCUGAAAGCACUGAGGAGAAUACAGAAACUCAUCAAAAAAGGACAAUUAAGGGCAACAAAGAAUGGGAUUAUAAGUGAUAUUGGCUCAUCAAACAAUGCUUUUGAGCCUGAUGAAGAUGUUGAAGAGCCAGAGGAGCUUGAUAUCCCAACCAAAGAAAUCGAGAUUCAAGUGGACUGGAACUCUGAACUCCCGGUGAAAGUGAAUGUCCCGAAGGUGCCAAUCCACAGCUUGGUGCUGGAUUGUGGGGCUGUGUCCUUCCUGGAUGUGGUGGGAGUGAAGUCAUUGCGGAUGAUUGUCAAAGAAUUUCAGAGAAUUGAUGUGAAUGUGUACUUUGCUUUGCUUCAAGAUGAUGUGCUAGAAAAGAUGGAGCAGUGUGGAUUCUUUGAUGACAACAUUAGAAAGGAUAGAUUCUUUCUUACGGUUCAUGAUGCUAUACUAUAUCUGCAGAACCAGGUCAAAUCCAGGGAGGGCCAGGAUUCCCUUCUAGAGACGAUCACCCUCAUACAAGACUGUAAAGAUCCUCUUGAGCUGAUGAAGGCAGAGAUAAACGAGGAAGAACUUGAUGUUCAGGACGAGGCCAUGCGUAGACUUGCUUCCUGAGGGAUCACUGUCAGCAAGGACAAAACAUGGCCACCAGGACAUGCAAGUCUCUGCAAGCGUUUUCUGCACUGACUACUUCUUUGCACUUAAACAGCCAUCCUUCUACUGCUAUGUUAAAAAUAUACACGUUUUAAAACUCUGUAGGCAUUUCGCAAGAGACAUUUGUCAUUUUCAUGUUUUAAUGCAGGAACAAAACAGCUUAGCUCUAAAAUACCCAAAACCAUGAGAAUCAUCCCCAAGAAUCAGCAAUGUUACUCGGGCGUGAUGCCACGGCAGGUUUGCUGUUUGUGUUCACAAGGGUACGGUCUAUUCCUGUUGAGUUGCUGUAAGUGUUGACCUAACAGCCUCUAUGGGCAUGUGGGGUAUGGAAGAGUAAUCACAGAGAUUCCUGACUGACCUUGAAAUCUAUGUGUGUGUUGAUCACUGUGAGAAAGGCAAAAUAGAAUCACUGUGCACUCAUUAAUGAGCUUAAAAAAUAAA
This is a messenger RNA of Psammomys obesus (fat sand rat), 2900 nucleotides long. RefSeq names its product solute carrier family 26 member 4 (gene Slc26a4). The transcript is spliced from 20 exons. Lineage: Eukaryota; Metazoa; Chordata; Mammalia; Rodentia; Muridae. Gene Ontology annotation, biological process: transmembrane transport. The coding region runs from base 78 to 2420 and encodes 780 amino acids. The record is from RefSeq and is a predicted model, not a curated record. Gene Ontology annotation, cellular component: membrane. Gene Ontology annotation, molecular function: bicarbonate transmembrane transporter activity; secondary active sulfate transmembrane transporter activity; chloride transmembrane transporter activity.